Molecule: messenger RNA, 420 nt
Organism: Cyphomyrmex costatus
Lineage: Eukaryota; Metazoa; Arthropoda; Insecta; Hymenoptera; Formicidae
Exons: 1
Coding region: 1-420 (139 amino acids)
Source: RefSeq, a predicted model, not a curated record
AUGCAAGGAUGCAACCAACAUUCAGAUCCAUGGUUUCUCAGACGCAAGGAGGCGUAUGGAGCCUGCGUUUAUCUUAGGAUCACUGACGCAAGGAAUCAAGUUUUUGCGCGACUACUGUCUCGCAUCGCUCCUCUAAAAACAAUUACUCUACCGCGAUUGGAGGGAUGCGGAGCACUACUGCUGGCACAAUUAGUGGACAAGAUAUUGAGGGCCAUACGUUUCAAACCGAAGGCGAUAUACUAUUGGACGAGCUUCAUGAUAGUGAUACACUGGAUGAAAGCUAAAGAAAAGAGUUGGAAUGUUUUCGUCACUAACAGGCUUAGUGAAAUCCAUCGACUAUCACAAGCAGACAGUUGGUUUCAUGUUGUUACAGAGUGCAACCCGGCUGAUUAUAUAUCUAGAGGCUCUCUUCUACCUUAA